GCUUUCUCUUUUAUUUUUUCAUCCUUUUGCUGAAUUCGCAUUCUAUUCCGCCCCAAUGUCGCUUCGCAAACUCACUUUUGUCACAGGCAACAAGAACAAGCUGCGUGAGAUGCAGAAGCUGCUCAGCGGCAUCGUCGACCUAGACAACCGCUCCGUUGAUCUAGAGGAGAUCCAGGGCACCACACAGGAGGUGGCGCUUGCCAAGUGCAGGCAGGCUGCUGCCAUUAUCGACGGGCCGGUUAUCACCGAGGACGUCGGUCUGGGGUUUAACGCGAUGAAGGGGCUGCCGGGCCCGUACAUCAAGUGGUUCCUGAAGGAGCUCAAGCCCGAGGGGCUGUACAAGAUGCUGGCUGGAUUUGAGGACAAGUCUGGCUUUGCUGUCUGCACCAUCGCGUACUGCGAGGGACCCGGCCAUGAGCCUGUUUUGCUUGAGGGUGUCAACCACGGUACGAUUGUCGAGCCCCGCGGCCCGGAUUCCUUUGGCUGGGAUCCGGUCUUUAUGCCCAACGGCUUUGACAAAACUUAUGCCGAGCUGCCCAGCGAGAUCAAAAACACGUGCUCGCACCGUUUCUUGGCUGUCGAAAAGCUCAAGGUCUUUUUGUCCGAGCUGCAGUAGAAAAAAGGGGAAGCUUCCAGCUUGCGCCAUUAAAUUUUCUUUCUCCCUCUUUAUUUCUCC
Messenger RNA from Kickxella alabastrina, 676 nucleotides. RefSeq names its product inosine triphosphate pyrophosphatase-like protein. Bases 56 to 616 code for a protein of 186 amino acids. Gene Ontology annotation, biological process: nucleoside triphosphate catabolic process. The transcript has a single exon. The record is from RefSeq and is a predicted model, not a curated record. Gene Ontology annotation, cellular component: cytoplasm. Lineage: Eukaryota; Fungi; Kickxellomycota; Kickxellomycetes; Kickxellales; Kickxellaceae. Gene Ontology annotation, molecular function: nucleoside triphosphate diphosphatase activity.